Molecule: messenger RNA, 2259 nt
Organism: Aureobasidium musti
Lineage: Eukaryota; Fungi; Ascomycota; Dothideomycetes; Dothideales; Saccotheciaceae
Source: the annotation of a GenBank genome assembly
AUGUCCAGCUACCCUGAGCCCGACAGCCAGCAGCAUUACACUCUGUAUCCUGCUCCGGGCCAGCAACAAUUGUUGGACCCUGUCCAGCAGGACCAGUUGCAAUUCAGCCAGCUCGGUCAGCUUGGUCAAGCCAUCUACCCAAAGGCCGAGGGCGAGCGCAUCGAGCAGCUGCAGCAGCAACCGCCACACCCUCAGCCUCAACAUCAGCACCAACAUCAACAUCAACAUCCUCUCCAACAGCACGACCAGCACCAUGACCAACAUCAACAACCUCCUCUAGGUCCCCUCCACCGCCGCCAACCGCACAACCUCAAGGCCCUCAAGUCCAAGGAGAGACUCCACAAAAGGCCAAUCGUCUGCGCAAGGCAUGCGACUCGUGUAGUAUUCGCAAAGUCAAGGUACGCUGCAUCUGUUGUGCCAUCUGGCCCGCCAUGCCGAGCUUGCGCUGCUCUAGACAUCCCCUGCACAUUCGAACGUCCUAGUCGCCGUCGUGGUCCUCCAAACCGUCAUGCAGAAGCCAUUAAGCGUCGCCGCCUCGAGGAGUCGCCGCACAUCAGCGGCCAGUCGACGCCCUCUUCUCCUACACACGCCGCACAAGCCCUAGCAGCUCUGUCUUCUCACCCCACUCACCCUCCUAUCUCGGCCGAAUCCAUCUGCGACAUCCAGACCUUGGAUCUCCUUGUUAAUGACUUCUUCACAUACAUCCACCCGCUGUGUCCUUUCCCACACGAACCCAGUUUCCGCGAAGCCUGGAAGAGAAGAGAAGACUACAAUAACCGUGCCUUCUUAGCACUGCUAUCUUCAAUGGUUGCGGCUCUCGUAGCCUCCUUCCCACGAAAGCCUAGGCUGCACCUCAAAGCUCAACGCAGAGAGCUCGACUUUCCCAACCACAUGGCGCUUGUGUUGAAAUGUCAGAAGGUUUGCGCCGAUGCUCGUGGACCAGGCUAUCUCGAUAGUGAGAAUCUGAGUGUCCAUGAUGCUGCGACUAGCUACUUCCUUGGUCUCUCAGCUUGCUACACAUUCAGAUGGCGCCAAUGUCGCUUAUACUGGAGUGAAUGUCUGACUAUCAUCAGGGCUCUCGGCCUGCACAAGCCGACCGAGCAGAACUUCACGCGCUUGGGAAUGUUGCCAGCAGCUGUUGGUUCGAACGGUCCCAAUGUCGAAGGAAACCGUGACGACGUUCUCGACAACAUCACUCUCGAGAUGGGCAGAAGAAUCUUCUGGACCAUGUUUGUGAGCUCAAAAACAAUCCAUCAGUGCGGCUCUGCUUUCAGCGAGCUUGUUAUCCCGCCCGAGACUCCAUCCAUGCCUUACCCUCCACUUCCUGUUGAGGUUGACGACUUCUGCAUCUUCCCUGGACACAUCGAACCGCAACCUCCUGGCCUUGUUCCUAUGAUUGCUGGCUUCCNNAAUGCUAAUGUCAGGAUCUUCAUGUCUUACAGUCCUCUUUCAACGAUGGAGCUGGCUUGGGGCGUUGAUGCCUUAGUCGAUAUCGAUCGCCAGAAGAAGGUUCUCCAUGAUUCACUCGAGCGAUGCAAAUCGGCUAUCAGAGAGCUACCACCUGUGCUUGUCAUCUGGCCGACUGACAACAACCCCUUCGCCAACCACAACGGAAACGAGCUCGGACUCGAUUUCUCAAACACAUCGUAUGCACGCGAUCCAGCAACUUUGAACCCCAACACCGUGGACGCCACGCCAGAGGAUCGGAGAAGACGUCAAUACGAGAUUCAAAAAGCAAACAUUCACGGCAGCGGCCUAUGCACACGGUCCUACAUUGUAGAGAAGUAUUUCACUCUGAUCGAGGCGCAGGCUAGAAGCAAGCUCCAGGCAGAGAAUGCUGAAUCUAGCUUGUCGAGCGAAGUUGCUGCAGAGCUUGAUGGAUUGCUCUCAGAUGGAUCGUCGGCCGAUGCAUUGGACCGCGAGAUGUCGGAAGAGCGCGAGGGCAUCGUGAGGGACUUGCUUUCUGUUCUGAGCAGUAUCGACAGGGUUAAUAUGGAGCCGAACGCGGACAGCCUCAUUCGCGUAGUAACAAGCACCCUCCUCGAAGUGCCCAAAUCUCGCAAGGGACAAGUGGCACAGCAAGCUGAGGACUCCCUCAAAGAAUUCCUCGAGAUUCUGGUCAAGCUGGAACGAGUGAACCCUGGACAUGACGACCCUCACAACGUGAAUGACGAAGAAACCGAGCAGCGACACUGGGCGGAUCUUCGUGAGUAUCAACUCAAGUUCGCACAGCAAGGCGGAUUGUCUAGUCUCGGUUGA